AUGGAUCAUGGCAAUCGUGAUUCACAACAAGCAAAUAAUCAAACGUUAGCAUCGUGGCUGCCUGUGUUGGCUAUAUUUUUUAUUUUGAUAGUUUUGGGAAUCAUUGCUGGAGUAGUUGUCCUGUCAUUACUUAGCUUAUAUUUACCGAACAAGGCAGACAAUAUGGUCAUCAAUCACAACAAUAAUGUGAUAAGAACCAUAGACAUGGCCCUUGCUACUAGUCUGGACGUUAAUAACAUAUUCAAUGUUGGUAAUUAUGAUUCAAUCGGUAAACAAUUGGAACAAUAUCUUGGAUAUUCAUCUUCAGUACUAAAUGUUCAGUGGGCUGCUUUUAGUAGCAAUACAUUGACAGCUAGUACUAGUAAGAAGAAAAAACGAGAAAUAAGUGAUGUGCCUUCAUGCACCAACGGCCUUGCUGGAACGAACAACAGUGAAAAAAAAAGUGCUAAUUUAGGUCUCACAAUCCGUAUCAACAAGUGCCCACAAAGUCAAUGCAACAGUGACCAUUGUGUAGAAAAAUGUUUACAUGUCAUAAAAGUUGAUAUUCAGAACAAACUUGGUUCAAAUCCUUUCUCAUUCAGUAUCACAGCAGUUGAUGGAAAUGUUCAUUCAAUUUCUAGUCAACUUUGCUCUUUCCAACAACCUGUUGCAGGUAUAGAAAAAAUAUCUUGUUAUCGAAAUAAUUUUCGAAGUUGA
Messenger RNA from Adineta ricciae, 696 nucleotides. Lineage: Eukaryota; Metazoa; Rotifera; Eurotatoria; Adinetida; Adinetidae. The record is from the annotation of a GenBank genome assembly.